Messenger RNA from Cylindrotheca closterium, 714 nucleotides. NCBI's taxonomy places the organism in Eukaryota, Bacillariophyta, Bacillariophyceae, Bacillariales, Bacillariaceae. The record is from the annotation of a GenBank genome assembly.
AUGAAGUUCCGAGACGAUGAACAGAUUCUAAACUAUCAUGAUGCAGUUGUCUAUGGAUCCGACCUACGAAUCGUUCAAAGUGAAACAGAUUGGUUGAAUGAUUCCUGUAUUCAGUUCUACAUGAACGUGCUGCAGUACUCUGGUGAAAACAACCACCAGAACCACCGCUUUGUGGAUCCGUCCGUGAUUUCCUUCUUUGUGCAUCAGUGCACAGACCAAGACGAUAUAGAAGAUUUCAAAAAAGGAUUUGAUCUUCCUGUAGAUGGGAAAUUGUUUAUUCCAGUCAAUGACACCAUGAGAUUGUGUGCGAAUUGGAUGGUCCCAAACAGCGGCACCCAUUGGAGCCUCCUUGCGAUUGUAUUCGAGAAAGGAGUUGGGGUCGCUGCUUGGCACUUUGACUCUAUGCGAUCCAGCGGGAAUAUCAAUGCUGCUGGAGAUAUUCUAAACAAGUUAUCAUUAGUGUUUCCUUCCAUUCCAGUACUUCUUGAAAGGACAAAACUACCAGUCCAAGCCAAAGCACCCCAACAGACCAAUUGCAACGACUGUGGAGUACACACCCUCGUUACAGCCAUGUUAGUAUCUACAAUGAAUGGAUCAAAUCUAGCCAUACAUGAAGAACGGAUACAGGAGUAUGUAAAAUCCAAUCCAAGCUUUUGUAAGGAAAUGCGCGCCACAAUAGCGAGUGAAAUGAUCCAGCAAGCUUCGCUGAAAUGA